Molecule: messenger RNA, 1135 nt
Organism: Aspergillus pseudotamarii
Lineage: Eukaryota; Fungi; Ascomycota; Eurotiomycetes; Eurotiales; Aspergillaceae
Product: ESCRT-II subunit protein SNF8
Exons: 2
Coding region: 43-831 (262 amino acids)
Biological process (GO): protein transport to vacuole involved in ubiquitin-dependent protein catabolic process via the multivesicular body sorting pathway
Cellular component (GO): ESCRT II complex
Source: RefSeq, a predicted model, not a curated record
CCCACGUCCCUCCUCUUUGCCUAUCCUAGACUUUAAAUUGCCAUGGCGUCGCGUCGAGGUGUCGGGUUAGGUGCCUUCGCAAAUCGCUCUCAGGCUAGCCAAUUCUACGCCAACCAUGGCGCCAAUCUACGUUCCACGCAUCUCUCCUCCCUGCAGGCACAAUUAUCCGUCUUCCAGUCGUUACUCCACACAUUCGCAUUAGAGCAUAGCUCGACGAUAAAAUCAAACCCAACGUUCCGUGCAGAGUUUGCUCGCAUGUGCAAUGCAAUCGGUGUUGACCCACUUGCAGCGAGUAAUGUUAAAGGCAAAAAUGGUCGGAAGGGAAUGGGUGAAGGGGCGAGUUUCUGGACCCAGAUCAUGGGCGGGGAUAUGAACGACUUCUACUUCGAGCUUGCCGUCCGUAUAGUAGAGCUUUGCCGAGAAACAAGAAGUGAGAAUGGAGGCUUAAUAGGCGUCGAGGAGUGCCGUAAACGAGUAGGUAAAGGCAAGGCUAUAGGGAGCGGGUUGGAAGUAACUGAUGACGAUGUUCUACGUGCCGUCAAGGCUUUGGAACCUUUGGGCUCGGGCUUCUCGAUUGUCCGCGUUGGUAGCAAACAAUACAUCCGAUCGGUCCCUAAGGAGCUUAAUACAGACCAAGCCACUGUGCUCGAGGUUAUUCAAAUCCUUGGCUACGUGAGUAUAUCCAUGUUGCAGAUAAACUUAAAUUGGGAAACGGCUCGGGCGCAGACUGUUAUUGAUGACCUUCUGGCGGACGGCCUGGUGUGGCUUGAUGUCCAAGGUGAAGAGAAUGAGUAUUGGUCACCACAGAAUCUACUCGACGAUAGUGGAUGAGGCUGUUCUCUCACUAGAAGAGAUGCGAGCGAGCUAUUUCAUGGGCGUUAUAUCAAUUGAGUAGAUGACGCCCAAGGUUUCGUUCGACCAUUUCGAACCCUUACUUGUAUAGACAUUGAAGCUUACACAGCUAUCAUCAUGGUGUAUUUGAGGCUACAGACGCAUAAAGAUUAACGAACAGCCGAAUUGCCCGAUGGGUUGGCAAAAUAUUGGGUAUUAGCUAUACCCAUCCUUAAAUACGCCCUAAUAGAAUAUAUAUUUUCAGAACUGCACGCAACUCCACCACAAGAUCCAGGGACUGACA